AUGUUAUUUAUUAUUUUAUUUAUCCUUGUUCAAGACUGCCAAUGUAAACUACUUUUUGACUGUAUUCCAAUUGGUAACAGAUUUAGUGAUGGAUUUAAUUCUCAGACAAAUACAUCGUCUUUACAAUGUUCAUUUACUCAUUCAAAUAAAACAUACUUAUUUACAAAAGACUUUAAUGACGAUUCAGAAAACGAUUGGUCAGUUGGUCAUACAAUGGUUGAUGGUCAAAUUAUAUUUUCAUCUAAUAACCACCAAUUAUUUAUAACAUCGAAUUUAACUUUAACUAACCAAAGUCAAUUAUAUCUUCACAGACCAUUUGAAAUUAGUUAUUUAUUGAAAAUGAUGUCACAGUCUCAAAUACAUGUAUUUAAGUCAUUACAAAUACAAAAAAAUAUUUCUAUAAAAGAUCAAUUAGAAACAAAUUACCCAUUAAUUAUCUCAUGGAAUGCUAUUGGAAUAGAGCUCUUUAAAUCUCUUCAAAUUAAUAGCAACACUGAGUGUUUUGAUCUUCUUUCAAUGCAAUCACCUUAUAUCCUCAACACUGCUAAUUCUAUUAACACAAUAAAAACAAACGACUUUCCUUAUCCUCUUUCAACUGGUCAUCUUCAUCUUCUUUCUGGACAACGUCUUGUUCGUUAUUGCCCUUUUUCUGUUCCAUUUACUAACGAAGUUAAAUGUAUUUUAACAACUCCGUAUUAUCAAAAAUCUUAUUCAGGUAGUGGAAAUUAUGCUUUUGCUUACCCUCAUUGCCCAUGCAAUGAUGAACACACUUCAUGUAUUCUUGAAUUCUUAUCUUCUGAAGUAUACCUUCAAUCAAAUGACUUAUCACAUACACUACUUCAUAUCAAUCAUAAUACUACCCUUUAUCAACUUGACACUGCAAAAUCAAUUCAUGUUGAAGAUUUAUGCUUAUUACAUCUCAUCUCUAUGAGACCAUUUUCUCAGAAUCUUAUUAAAACAUCAUUUGGAUUUAUUACUAAUUCUGGGGAAAGUGAUGGAAUGUUUUUCUUUAAUCCAUUAAAAAACACAUUGAUACUAACUGGAACAAAUGAACUUCAUUUGAAUAAAUAUAAAAAUAAAGUUCCACUUACUAUUAUUGGUCAUGGUUUGAUUAAUUUAAAAGAUAUUCAAGACUCUUCUGUAUAUUCUUUUAAGAUAGAUAAUGAAAAAGAAAAAUUUAAAGUCCAUAUCAAUCAAAAAGGAAAUAAUCAAAUAUUGAUAUUUGACCAACAAAGUUAUCUUGAUGAAUCACCAUAUUGUGCUGUGGUGAUAAUCAAAUCUAAGAAUACUAUUAGUUGUCAAUCUUGCAAAGAAGGGUUUUCUUUAACUCAAUCUAAUCUUUGUAUUAAAGAUAUUCAUUGCAACCACUACUCUUCAAAUGGUCAUUGUCUAAGUUGUAAAGAUGGAUAUCAAUUAUCUGUUGAUGGGACUUGUCAAAGUAAUUAUUAUCGUAUUGAAAAGAUACCAUUAUGCAAAGGUGAUACUUGUGAUUAA
Molecule: messenger RNA, 1494 nt
Organism: Entamoeba dispar SAW760
Lineage: Eukaryota; Evosea; Mastigamoebida; Endamoebidae
Exons: 1
Coding region: 1-1494 (497 amino acids)
Source: RefSeq, a predicted model, not a curated record